AUGUUAUGGGGGAGAUCCAGAUUGCCGCUAGAGGUCUAUGACUAUAUCAUUGACCUCUCGCGGGAAGAGUCGUCGGACGAACGCAAUUACACCACGCUUCGUUCCUGCGCUCUCACAUGCCGAGCCUGGCUAGCCAGGAGCCAGUACAACUUGUUCCACACGGUCGAAUUAAACACGAGAGAGCAGUUACACGCGUUUUCAAAGUUGAUCGACCAGUCCCCGCGCCUUGCGACGUUUGUUCAGGAGCUGAUCAUAAAACAUCCGGACGAUAACAAACCCUUCAGAUUAAUGACCAUCUUCCCUAUUGUUUUUGCUCGGAAGCUCCCAAGACUGAGGUCACUUACUCUCGAAUCGCCCUAUGCCACGCCGUCUGUGGCUCCCUUCCAUCGAAUCUACUUCAUAGCUAUCCACGAGUUUGCUUCCAUUACCGAUCUGCAGCUCUUUCACGUCGAAUUUCGGUCGUUCUCGGACUUCGCCCGUUUAGUCUCUAACUUUCCGAACCUCCUUGCUGUCGAAUGCUGGAACGUAUCUUGGCUAGGACACGGCUCAAACCCAUUUGCGCUGGGUGGCUAUAGGUCCCGCCUGCGAUUGAACGAUCUCACCGUCGACGACGUAGAGCUUAGUGGACUAGCUCAGUUAAUGCAUGCUGUUGGCUCGUCCCUUCAACAUCUCACUUUUGGAGCAGACAAUCAAUGGAUGGAAUCGUUUGUUUCAGAACAAGGCUCGAGUAUGGUGGAUUUGACGGGCCUUCGGUCGCUUCAAAUUCCUGUUCGUCUCGAUCGUACAGAUUUUGGCUGGAUAAAGGAGCUACUGUCUCGGUAUAUAUGCAGCCAACUAGUGCGCGCGUUGACGUUUUCGUUCCACUACGGGUAUAGUGCUACGCCGCUAGACGGUGCGAAAGAUGUACUACUCCGGAUACAGGGUGCAGGGAUGGAGGACAUCUUGGUCGGACCGCAAUUCUCUCAGCUCAAGGAAGUAGUCUUCCAGUUCUCAUCCUCGGGCGAUACCGAGCUCCCUGAGGGAGAUUGGGAGGAUGACUUGGUCUCUCAAUUACCCAAAUUGAGGCUGCGAGGGAUUGCGAAAGUAGAAUUGACUAGGUGA
This is a messenger RNA of Sparassis crispa, 1101 nucleotides long. RefSeq lists its product as hypothetical. The transcript is spliced from 3 exons. NCBI's taxonomy places the organism in Eukaryota, Fungi, Basidiomycota, Agaricomycetes, Polyporales, Sparassidaceae. The record is from RefSeq and is a predicted model, not a curated record. The coding region runs from base 1 to 1101 and encodes 366 amino acids.